This is a messenger RNA of Serendipita indica DSM 11827, 681 nucleotides long. The record is from the annotation of a GenBank genome assembly. Lineage: Eukaryota; Fungi; Basidiomycota; Agaricomycetes; Sebacinales; Serendipitaceae.
AUGCGCGAAUCAGUACAGAAGCACGUCCUCGAUUAUUUUGAGCCGUUUGAGCACGGUGAUUCUAUGUACUUGGGUGUCGCUUCAUCCAAACGGUCCCCAACCAUUCGAGGAAAGAGGGUUGGGCAAAUGGGACAAGUUGCAGAUGAGGCUGCGACAACUCACAAAGAACAGAUUGGUUCCGUUCCUCGUCGCUUUGGUGGCUCCAGAGUGGAUUAUAUUUUUGGUUGGGCUGUCCGACAAAGUCUGAGCGCUCGCACUCUGGCAAGGGAGCUGGGGAAAGGGGCCACGUACCAACAGACUUUCUUUGUCGUCAUGGGAGGCUUUCACCGGUUUCGUCGAAGCAGCGAUGAAGCCCAGGGUGCUCAACGAGAACACAUGAACGAGGAGGCUAUCGAAAAACCCCUUCCCGAGGGUGGUAAGCAGCCUCAGUCACUGACAGAGGACUAUGGCAUACCCCUUCACCCACUGGAUCGAUGGGAUAUCUGCCAUCUACUACAGACUGGGAGGAUAACGCUCCUUCCUUCCACAGAGUUAGAAGACAAGCGCAAGAGUGACGGAUUGGCAAAGGUCUUCGUACUCUUACAGACUGUGUGGUCCAUUAUCCAGUUUAUUGCGCGAAGAGAGCCUGCCCCGAGUGGAUCCGAGAUUAAGCGAUCCAUCUUUAAAGGAUUCCUACAAUAG